UCAAGGGUUUCGCAAUGUUUACAUUUUUCAGGUCGUUUGUGAAGAAGUUACUUAAUACUUGUGAUGGCUUAGGAUUCAUGUCUUACAGUGAAAAGUGAAAAGUUAUUCAUCGAAAAAAUGAGUGCUGGUAGCAGCUCCGGCGGAAGCCAAAAUAGUGGGCGUGGCUGGCAUAGAGGUCAAGGGAGAGGUCAAGGUGGACGCAGCUCCAAUAACUACAACAGGGGUGGAAGAGGACGUGGAUGGAGGGGUCACUCUGGAAACAGAGGUGGAAGGGGCUCAAACUACUCCAACUAUCGGGGGCCAACAAGUUCCACUCGUCUUUCUGAUGGUUCAUUAGCUGAUGCUCUUACUCCUUACAAAGGCUGGAAGUACUACUUCAAAGAUGAAAGCUACAUUGAACAGUCACCGACAGUCUCGAAAGUAAAGACAUUUGAAAAGUUCUUUGUGUCGAGAUUGGAUGCAUAUGACAAGGAUGAGAUCGAGAGGAAGGGAAGUAUUACGGUAGAUUACAAGGAGCUGAUGUCAGAUGGCAGGGUCACAGAGUCAAUACCCGACCUCAGGACGGACAUCAAAGAGAUGCCCGAGAAGAUUCUCAACUGCCUGGGGUUAGCCAUUCAUCAGACACUAACACAUAAUCUUGAGCGCCAGGCUGUGGCGCUCCAGCAGCAGGCAUCCGAUGAGACUGGGCAACAGGACAUACAGGUGCCCUCAAUCCUCGUCAGUGUGCCAGUCAUACGGGCAAGAUUGCUAAACUAUGACCCUGUUACACCACUGAAGAAUCUUAAAGCCAACUACUAUGGAAAGUUUGUUUCUGUAAGAGGCACAGUGGUGAGAGUAAGCAACAUUAAGCCAUACUGCACCAAGAUGGCGUUCCAGUGCAAUACAUGUGGUGAUAUACAGAUUGUUAAUUUACCUGAGGGAAGAUACAUCUUGCCAACCAAGUGUCUAGCACCACAAUGCAGAGGGCGUUCCUUCCUGCCAAAGCAGGGCUCAGCCCUGACGGAGACCGUAGACUGGCAGAUGAUUAAGGUACAAGAAAUCAUGAUGGACGGACAGAGAGAGUCGGGAAGGAUCCCUCGCACAGUGGAGUGUGAACUCACAUGUGAUCUAGUUGACGAUUGUGUUCCAGGAGAUGUUGUAACUAUUGGCGGAGUUGUAAAAGUAUCCAAUGUCGAUGAAGGUCAUGGACGGAACAAGGACAAGUGUAUGUUCCUGCUGUACCUCCACGCCAAUUCAGUACAGAAUCAGAAGCGAGGCAAGAAGGCCUCCUCUGGCGGUGAGAGUUCACCCGCUGGAACGGGAAUAGCCAUGGACUUUACUCUCAAGGAGUUGUAUGCCAUUCAGGAGAUACAGGAGCAGAAGAAUCUGUUUCGGCUUCUGGUUGGGUCAAUAUGUCCAGCCAUUUACGGUCAUGAAAUGGUCAAAGCUGGUCUCAUUCUAGGCCUUUUAGGAGGAACUCAUAAAUACGUCAAUGACAAGAAUCGAAUACCAGUUCGAGGAGAUCCACAUAUUCUGGUGGUAGGUGAUCCAGGACUCGGCAAAAGUCAGAUGCUCCAGGCGGUGUCUAACGUAGCUCCACGGGGUGUCUAUGUAUGCGGCAAUACCACCACUACCUCUGGACUGACGGUCACUCUCUCCAAAGAAGGAGGGUCUGGGGACUUUGCGUUGGAGGCUGGUGCCUUGGUGCUUGGAGACCAAGGAUGUUGCUGCAUUGAUGAGUUUGACAAGAUGGGUAAUCAGCAUCAAGCACUGCUAGAGGCAAUGGAACAACAGAGCAUCAGUAUUGCUAAGGCUGGGGUUGUGUGCAGUCUUCCUGCUAGGACCUCAAUCCUAGCUGCUGCUAACCCAGUGGGAGGACACUAUAACAAGGCUAAGACCGUUUCGGAAAAUCUCAAGAUGGGCAGUGCCCUGCUGUCCAGAUUCGAUCUGGUUUUUAUUCUUCUGGAUAAACCGGAUGAAGAAAUGGACUCCAUGUUGUCAGAGCACGUCAUGUCACUCCAUGCUGGAAGGAAACGUGGAAGAGAGAAUGUCCGUGCCUCAAGAGACGAUACUGAAUCGAACCCAGAGCAAGAUGAGGCCCUCAGACUCUACGAGGCUGACAAACCUCUGUCAGAACGUCUUAAAGUCACAAGGGGUGAAGACUUUGACGCCGUUCCGCCUCAAUUGAUAAGAAAGUACAUUGCGUAUGCAAGAAAGUACGUCCAUCCAAAGCUCACCAGUGAGGCAGCGUCUGUGCUGCAGACUUUUUAUCUAGAAUUGCGCAGUCAGCACAAGGGUCGUGACAGCACCCCAAUCACCACUAGACAACUGGAAUCACUGAUAAGACUGACCGAGGCAAGGGCCAGACUAGAAAUGAGAGAGAAGGCUAACCAACAUGAUGCAGAAGAUGUAGUAGAACUUAUGAAGUUCAGUAUGAUUGACACUUAUUCUGAUGAGUUUGGGCACCUGGACUUUCAACGCUCACAGCAUGGAUCAGGAAUGAGCAGUCGCUCAAAGGCUAAACGAUUCAUUGCAGUGUUGAAUCGAGUUGCUGAACAAACUUAUAAUGCUCUAUUUACCAUGCAACAAAUGAGAGAAAUAGCAAGGGAUGGCAACAUUAGUGUUCCUGAUUUUGAGGGAUUUAUUGCCUCUCUCAACAACCAGAACUACCUCCUUAAGAAAGGUCCGCGGGUCUACCAGCUACAGACAACAUCCUUCUAAGUAGACCUCCUGUAAUAUGUACCCUUACACCCCACUAAAGUUCUUUAUAAUUGUGGGUGUAUAGUAGUUAUUUAAGGCUUUCUAUGCAAAGAAGAAAUGUUUAAAACAUCUGAACUUCAAUUGAAGUUGUUAGCUGUUACAGAAAAGACACCAUAUUAAUUUACUGUAACACUACAAGACGUAAUAUAUUCCUACCGGAUAUUUGUUACUGACAACAUCAUGCAUUAGCAAUCACUAUAAGGACAACAUUCUCCAAUCAACAAAGAAAAACCAUUCUUCAUUUACUUAUAAUUUGUAUUUAUUCAAACCAAAUAAAAACAAAGAAAAGGCUAGUUUUUAAAACAGGUUGCAAGCCAAAUCUUCUUGUGAACUCAAAAAGCGGGUAUAUGUCUAGAUCAAAAAGUUAGGAGUACAUUAAUGUACAGAAUAUGGCAGAACAUUCCAGCUCCAUGUUUAUCCACUUAUUUCCUAAAUGAUGUAGCCAUAUCAUUCCAGGGAAGUUCUUUAUUCUGAGUUUUGAUAGUGUUCAUAAUGGCAGUAAUUGGACUUUCAGAUAAGCACUUACAAUUCAAACAGGUGGUUAAAUAGAUCAAGCCCCAACUUGCUAAGCACAGACAGUAUUGCUUAACAGAAACUGGUUACCAGCAAAAAAAUCAAUAAAGUUUACCUUGUUGCAACUUGCUAAGCAGUAUUUUCUGCUUAACAGCUAUUAUAAAAAUUGGGUCCAGAUCAUUUUGUGAAAUAUCUUUGGCGAUAAUUCAUGGGAGUAAGAAUGUUCUUCACAGUGACUACAGCCCAUGGCAUCUCAGGGCCCAAACCCUGCCACUUGAUCACAACCUUAUACAGAUUUAUAUUAAAAUAUUACAAUGAUCAUUAACACACUUUAAUCUGUAAAAUACUAAAAUUGAAAAUAUGUAAUAUAUUUUUCAGCUCAUGGUAUCCCUCCUACCGUAAUUUCAAAGAUGUCAUCUAAAGCAGCUCAAUAUGAGUUAUCAAUCUACCAUAAUUUCAGUGAUAAAUCAAAUUUGCCUCUACUUGAUUGAAAGAAGUGUUUUUUGUCAGUUGUAAUUCAAACAAAGAAACUGGAAGAUCAAACCAAGAAGCAAUUGAUACAAUAUUUUAACUUUACAUCAUUAUCAACCAAUACAGCAAGUCUUUCGUUUUAAUUAAGAAACUGCAAGUACACUUUCCAAUCUCCGAAUAUUUAUAACCAACCUACCAAUGUCAAUCAGUUUGUUCAAUCCAUGGCAGAUGAUCUUAUUCUUACCAACAAAACGGCAUCUUAAUAAAAAUUAAGCUGUUCAGAUGAGCUGAAAAUUCAUAAUAUUAUCUGUUAUUGAUACAUUAAUAUUAUCAGCUAUUGAUACAACAGCUAUUAGAAGAUAAACAAACAAAUCACGAACCAUGAGGGUUAAAACAGCAGUGAGUUCUAUAACUUAAGCUGAUCUGUUUGUUGUUGUUGUUUUGUGCUGUGUAUUGAAAACGAUUCACUUUUCCUUGAAAUUUGUACCGCUGAUCUGUUUGUUGUUGUUUUUUGUGCUGUGUAUUGAAAACGAUUGACUUUUCCUUGAAAUGUGUACAGGGUAUAUCUUAUUUAACUUAAAUAUAACUACUUCCACUUGGCAUUUGUUGUUUUUUACUUCCAUUUCUUGUUUACUUCCAUUUGUUAUUGAGAUGUUUUAAAAUAUUACUCUUUGAGAUGUUAAAAAUAAAAUCUGACCAUUGUAUCAUUCCAACCAAUAAAAAAAAAUGAUGAAAAGGACAACAAAUAUUGGCACACUUUUUUGCAGUUUCCAGCAAUCAGUGGCAAUUGUACAUUAAUGUACUUCACUGUUAUUUUAGUAUUUCUUAAAUCUUUUUACUCUUAUCUUAACAAUCUUGGCAACUCAAGAGACCUUAAAAUUCUGAGAGGCUCGUCAUCAGCGAGCAGAUUCUGAUAAAAGUCGUCUUGUUUCCUCUAAAACUGUUUAGCACCUUCAAAAGGGUUAAUUAUCACAAGGGGAUGUUGGUCAUAAAAUAGUUUUCUUCAAA
Molecule: messenger RNA, 4731 nt
Organism: Asterias rubens (European starfish)
Lineage: Eukaryota; Metazoa; Echinodermata; Asteroidea; Forcipulatida; Asteriidae
Product: DNA helicase MCM8-like
Exons: 23
Coding region: 118-2700 (860 amino acids)
Biological process (GO): double-strand break repair via homologous recombination
Cellular component (GO): MCM complex; nucleus
Molecular function (GO): single-stranded DNA helicase activity; ATP hydrolysis activity; ATP binding
Source: RefSeq, a predicted model, not a curated record